AUGAGCUGCUACUACGGCAACUACUAUGGAGGCCUGGGCUAUGGCUAUGGUGGCCUAGGCUGUGGCUAUGGCUGUGGCUAUGGUGGCUAUGGCUAUGGCUGUGGUGGCUAUGGUGGCUAUGGCUGUGGUGGCUAUGGUGGCUAUGGUGGCUAUGGUUAUGGAUGCUGCCGCCCACUCUGCUACAGAAGCAUGAGCUGCUACUAUGGCAACUACUAUGGAGGCCUGGGCUAUGGCUAUGGUGGCCUAGGCUGUGGCUAUGGCUAUGGCUGUGGUGGCUAUGGUGGUUAUGGCUGUGGUGGCUAUGGUGGCCUAGGCUAUGGCUAUGGUGGCUAUGGCGGCUAUGGUUAUGGAUGCUGUCGCCCACUCUGCUACAGAAGGUGCUGGUCCUAUGGCUUCUACUGA
Messenger RNA from Sciurus carolinensis (gray squirrel), 402 nucleotides. RefSeq names its product keratin-associated protein 19-2-like. Bases 1 to 402 code for a protein of 133 amino acids. NCBI's taxonomy places the organism in Eukaryota, Metazoa, Chordata, Mammalia, Rodentia, Sciuridae. The record is from RefSeq and is a predicted model, not a curated record. The transcript has 2 exons.